This is a messenger RNA of Lathyrus sativus (Indian pea), 414 nucleotides long. NCBI's taxonomy places the organism in Eukaryota, Viridiplantae, Streptophyta, Magnoliopsida, Fabales, Fabaceae. The record is from the annotation of a GenBank genome assembly.
AUGGCUAACGCGGCGUCUGGAAUGGCUGUUAACGAUGAAUGUAAAUUGAAGUUUCUAGAGUUAAAAGCGAAGAGAAACUAUCGUUUCAUUGUGUUUAAGAUCGAGAACCAAGAAGUUGUGGUGGAGAAACUCGGAGGUCCGGAAGAAACCUAUGAAGACUUCAGUGCAUCUCUGCCUGCUGAUGAGUGUCGCUAUGCUGUUUUUGAUUUUGAUUUCAUCACUUCUGAAAACUGCCAGAAAAGCAAGAUUUUCUUCAUUGCAUGGUCUCCAGAUAUAUCAAAGGUGAGACAUAAGAUGGUGUAUGCUAGCACCAAGGACAGAUUCAAGAGGGAACUUGAUGGCAUUCAAGUUGAGUUGCAAGCAACAGAUCCAAGUGAAAUGAGCUUUGAUAUCGUUAAAUCACGAGCACUAUAA